Eublepharis macularius is the source of this 840-nucleotide messenger RNA. It is a transcript of the gene LHFPL3, whose product is annotated as LHFPL tetraspan subfamily member 3. NCBI's taxonomy places the organism in Eukaryota, Metazoa, Chordata, Lepidosauria, Squamata, Eublepharidae. The transcript has 3 exons. Gene Ontology annotation, cellular component: plasma membrane. Gene Ontology annotation, biological process: sensory perception of sound. The coding region runs from base 1 to 840 and encodes 279 amino acids. The record is from RefSeq and is a predicted model, not a curated record.
AUGGCCGGGGCGGCGGCGGCGGGGCCGGGGGCGGCGGCGGCGCUGGUGCCGGCGCAGGAGGCGGCGCGGCUGUACCAGAGCAACUACGUGCGCAACUCGCGGGCCAUCGGCGUGCUGUGGGCCAUCUUCACCAUCUGCUUCGCCAUCGUCACCGUGGUGUGCUUCUUCCAGCCCUACUGGAUCGGCGACGGCGUGGACACCCCGCAGGCGGGCUACUUCGGGCUCUUCCAGUUCUGCACCGAGCAGGGCGCCUCGCGCGAGAUCGCCUGCGCCGGCAGCUUCGCCGACUUCGCCGCCAUCCCCUCGGGCGCCUUCCAAGCCGCCGCCUUCCUCAUCGGCCUCUCCAUGGUGCUCAUCCUCGCCUGCAUCGUCUGCUUCAGCCUCUUCUUCUUCUGCAGCACCGCCACCGUCUACAAGAUCUGCGCCUGGAUGCAGCUCAGCGCCGCUGCCUCUCUUAUCCUGGGCUGUAUGAUCUAUCCUGAUGGCUGGGAUGCAGAAGAGGUGAAAAAGAUGUGUGGGGAGAAGACAGACAAGUACACCCUGGGGGCUUGUUCAAUCCGCUGGGCAUAUAUCCUGGCUAUCAUUGGAAUCCUGGACGCCCUCAUUCUCUCCUUCUUGGCAUUUGUACUUGGCAAUAGACAAGACAGCUUACUAGCAGAGGAACUCAAGCUGGAAAACAAAGGUCCCAGUCAGUGGAGGUUGUCCCAUUCUGGAUUUGGCCAGCUAGGGGUGAAGGCACAGACUCUCAGGCAAGAUCAAGCCAAACUGGAGCUGGCCUUCAGUGCAGAAGGCGAGGGAGUCCUUGCUGCAGGGACCUGGUCAGAGCAGAGCUCAGGCUAG